CUUGACGGAGUCAGACAGAAGCCAUCCAGUGGAGUAACGGAGGGAAAGCACAAAGAGAAGAUGACCCAUUUAGCUCCUCCGCCUGCAGCGUUCUGGACCAGCACCAGAGACCGUGAUCUCCAACAACGACCUGCUCCACUUCCCUGCACCGGCGUCGCUCCUUCCUUCGCUCCACCGGGCCGGACACACAUCCACGCCGACCGGCCUCGUCUCCACAGCAACGGUAAAAGUGUCUCUCUCACUUUCCUUCUCUUUUUCCGUGCGGCCCAUGAAAGGCUUGUCGCCCCAAAUGAAGCUCGGAGGCCAGAACCCGUGAGGGGCAGCUGGUCGCCACCAUGAAGCCGAGACUUUCACUGCUGUGGACCUCCGUCUCCAUCUAUGGGAACCUGGCCUUGUCCCUCGGUGCUGAGCCUGUACCGGAGCUUUUGGUGGGAUUGUUCUGCUGAUCUGGCGGUAGGAAACAGUUUGAGGACGGGAUGAUGUUGGAGCUGCAGAGCGGUGACGACGUUGGCCACGUGGAUCCUCUGGGCGCUGACGAGCUGGAAUGUAAGAUCUGCUACUGCGUGUACAACCUGGGCAAUCGUAGGCCGAAGGUGCUGGAGUGCUGCCAUCGCCUGUGCUCCAAGUGUCUCGCCAAGAUCCUGGACCUGGGCGAGUUGCCGCCCGAUGCCCUGGUGUGCCCGUUCUGCCGCUACGUCACCAGGCUGCCGGGGGAGGCGGCCAGCGGCCUGCCGGAUGACUGCAACCUGGUGGCAACGCUGGCCCUCCGGAGCAGGAACCAGAGGAACCUCCACUUCCACCAGGAUGCCACGCCGGAGCUGCUGCUCAGCCCCCGACGCCUGAGCUCAAUGAUGGGGGGAAACCCGGCCGGAUCCUCCCCCUCCACCUCAUCUUCCUCCACUGCCUACUCCACCAUCCGGAGCUCCCCCAACUUUGUGGUCAUCACCAUCAUGGAGCCUCCGCCGGCAUCAGCGUCCACCCAGGACCUCCACCUCCACCGCCACCCGGUGGGCUCCUCUAGCCUGGACUCCAUGGCGUCCAUCAUGCAGCGCUGGACGGUCUGGAACUGUGCAGCGCUGCUGUGCCAAACUCUGGCCCGGGCGCUGGUCUGGGUCCUGGGGCUGCUGUACUUCAGCUCGCUGCCGAUGGGGGUCUACCUUCUCAUCAUGCAGAGGACUACACUCGGCGUUCUGCUGGUCAGCCUGGUUCCCGCCAGCCUGGUCAUGAUCAUGGUCUACGGGUUCUGCCAGUGCAUCUGCCAUGAGUUCUGGGACUGCAUGCCGCUGUAAUGGACCCGACGGACCCAACGGACGCAAUGGACCCAACGGGCCCAGUGGACCCAACGGACUCAAUGGACCCAACGGACCCAAUGGACCCAACGGGCCCAGCGGACCCAAAGGACCCAGCGGACCCAGCGGACCCAAUGCAUUCAGUGGACCCAAUGGACCCAACACGCCCAGUGGACCCAAUGGAUCCAAUGGACCCAAUGGACCUAACGGACCCAAUGGAUCCAACGAACCCAGUGGACCCAAUGGACCCAAUGGACCCUAUGGACCCAACAUACCCAACAGAGGAGCUUUGACCCGACGGUGGACCUCCAGACGUUAUGACUGUGUGGACAGAAAGAGAAGAUGAUUACAUGACAAACAGAGCUCACAGUUUGGAGCUUUAUUUUUAUUACUAUUCAUGUUAAUCUGUGCAUUUCUUUUUUUAGGCUGAUAGACGACUAAUGAUGCUAAACAUAAAGACUACAUGUAGUGAUAAUUAUGUUGUAGUGACAAACCUGAAGACCAUCUUGUUAUUUAGCCAUAAAUGUCUCAAAUCUAA
Molecule: messenger RNA, 1827 nt
Organism: Amphiprion ocellaris (clown anemonefish)
Lineage: Eukaryota; Metazoa; Chordata; Actinopteri; Pomacentridae
Gene: rnf182
Product: ring finger protein 182
Exons: 2
Coding region: 477-1289 (270 amino acids)
Source: RefSeq, a predicted model, not a curated record